UCUUACGCAAUUUCUUACGCAUUAGUUGGCUAAACAUUUCCAAAAGAAAUUGAAACAAAGCCAAUCCGAGAUGGCAACGACUGCCAAAUUACUCCGCUCAUCUUGCUCUUACUACCACUGGUUCUACAACUACUCCCCACUACCCCUUCCUCUCCAUAGUCCGCAAACCAACUUAGUUUUACCUUAUACUUCUACUAGACUUGAUAAAGCACAGAGGUCUAAUCACAGUCGGUAUCUAAGGUCAGCGGUGAGGGCCACUAUGCUCCACCAAAACCCAAUUGUCUCCGAUCUUUGUGCUACUGGUUUGUCCGGCGCGAUUGCACUUUCGGUUCUUCGUCUCUGGAAAGAAACCGCAAUACGGGGCAUCUUCGACCAGAAACUGAAUAGGAAGCUUGUGCACAUAAGCAUUGGGCUGGUAUUCAUGCUUUGCUGGCCCUUAUUCAGUUCAGGGCAUCAGGGAGCAAUUUUAGCAGCUCUUACUCCAGGAGUCAACAUCUUUCGGAUGCUUCUUUUGGGAUUAGGGAUAUGGAAAGAUGAAGCUACAGUGAAAUCAAUGAGCAGAUUUGGAGACCACAGGGAACUUCUGAAGGGUCCACUGUACUAUGCUUUGACCAUUACCCUGGCCUGUGCAAUCUACUGGAGGACUUCCCCUAUUGCUAUUGCAGCAAUAUGCAACCUGUGUGCUGGAGAUGGAAUUGCAGACAUUGUCGGAAGACGGUUUGGUAGACAGAAAAUCCCUUACAACAGGGAUAAGUCUAUAGCAGGUAGCAUUGCAAUGGCACUGGCUGGAUUUAUAGCAUCUGUUAUGUUUAUGUAUUAUUUUGCCUCUUUUGGAUAUCUUCGGAAAAGUUAUGAAAUGAUCUUGGGCUUCCUAGUCGUUUCUCUUGCCUCAACUCUCGUAGAAUCACUGCCAAUAAGUACUGAGCUUGAUGACAAUCUCACAGUUACCGUAACUUCCAUAUUGCUAGGAACCCUUGUUUUCUGAUGUCAAGAACUCGUGUGAACUUCCUAGUGGGCAUAAUUGAGAUCACUUACUGUUGUCAGAUAAUGUAUUUUUAUUUGUUCUGUGUAAUGCAAAUAGUCAAAUGAAAUGUACCAAUUAUACCCAUUCAUGUUU
Ricinus communis (castor bean) is the source of this 1117-nucleotide messenger RNA. Its product is annotated as farnesol kinase, chloroplastic. Gene Ontology annotation, molecular function: kinase activity. Bases 71 to 985 code for a protein of 304 amino acids. The record is from RefSeq and is a predicted model, not a curated record. NCBI's taxonomy places the organism in Eukaryota, Viridiplantae, Streptophyta, Magnoliopsida, Malpighiales, Euphorbiaceae. The transcript is spliced from 6 exons.